This is a messenger RNA of Postia placenta MAD-698-R-SB12, 1769 nucleotides long. RefSeq lists its product as hypothetical. Gene Ontology annotation, molecular function: metalloendopeptidase activity. The transcript has 6 exons. Gene Ontology annotation, biological process: mitochondrial protein processing; protein quality control for misfolded or incompletely synthesized proteins. Lineage: Eukaryota; Fungi; Basidiomycota; Agaricomycetes; Polyporales; Adustoporiaceae. Gene Ontology annotation, cellular component: mitochondrial inner membrane. The coding region runs from base 1 to 1593 and encodes 530 amino acids. The record is from RefSeq and is a predicted model, not a curated record.
AUGUGCUAUGUUGCGCUCACUGCUCGGCACAUCCUCUCCACGGCAUCUGAUAUCGCGGCCAUGACACGGUCAUUUCAUGUAACACCCCGGAGAGACUCGCCUUAUGCGUCGAUACUGCUGUCGUUUCUCAAGACAUCCACCGCACUCCAGCUCGCAGGGACCAUCUCCCGCAUUGCUCUCACCUUCAUUCCCCUCGUCUUCCUCAAAAAGCUCAAGGCACGCAGGAUACUCCAGAAGAUUGAUGUGAAGAUGAGCAAUGGUCGCACCGACCUCGAGGAGAAACGGGCAAGGAUUGUGCAGCAUGAGCGACGCAGUACUAUUGCCUUUCACAUCCUCCUGUUUACUCCCAUCAUUCUCUUUUGGCUCACCAUUGUAGCCAGUCUCGAGCGGACUCCUCUGACGGGCAGAUGGCGGCUCAUCCUACUCUCUCCAGAGGAGGAGGAGGACAUCGCUGCGCAGCUCGCCGGUGCCGGCUGGUACCGCGCCGUUGGUGAGAUUCUCUCGCAGCGCGGGCCACCACGGCUCGUCGAUCCCGGCGACUGGCGCCUGACGUGGGUGCAGGACACGCUGCGGCGGCUCGAGGCGGUCGUUCCCGUCCUGCAGCACGAGCACGAUCUCGUGCCGGACUGGAUGGAACACGGGUCCGAUGAUGGUACAGUGCCGUGCCCGCCGCCUGCAGAAUUUCCCCUGCGCCCGCGACCACGCGCGUCCGAGUAUUUCCGGCGGGUCGCAGAGGCGGCAUGUGCACGGACCGUUCACUCAUCGCCGCACGCGAUCGCUGGCCCGCCAUACUCGCUACUCGUCGUGGACGAUCCGGAGGCGUCGAACGCGUUCUCGUACGGGUUCGGCCCCGACGGCGGAGGGGGCAUUGUCGUGUUCUCAGGCUUCCUUGACGACGUGCUCUCAAAGUACCAGCCUUCUGUAGAGGAGCUGCCGCCGCCGCCAAAGUCGUUGUGGGCCCAUUUCUUUGGCGGUUUGUUCUCAUUCGCACCGCCCACACCCAUACAGCCGCUGCCAACAGAAGAGCAAACAUCAGAGUUAGCAAUACUGCUGGCUCAUGAACUAGCUCACUUAAUCCUGACGCAUCAUAUCGAAACACUAUCGUCGGGUUCGAUUGUCUGGCCUGGUGUUAUGUCGAUCGUGACAGAUCUCGUGCGCACACUGCUUUUCCCCGUCACUAUGCUCUUCGGUCCUUUCAUCAAUGACGCACUUGCCGGGGUAGGCAAGGCUAGCUCAGGGGAGGUUACUCGCUUGUCUGAGUACUGCACGAGUCAAUCACAAGAGAUCGAAGCGGAUAUCGUCUCUGCCAGGCUGCUGGCCCAUGCUGGCUUUGACCCACGGCAUGCUGUGCGCUUCUGGGAGGGUCGUCAGGAGACACCGCAGAACGCCGAGUGCUCGCUCACCCGCGCUGAAGGGCACUAUGAGGAUACCCUGGAGUCGCUUCCCAACCGUUGGAUGGGCGAGACACAUCCGGUGAACGUCGUACGUGUGCAGCGCCUCAAGGCGGAGCUCGACCGCUGGGAAAAAGUGCGGCAGCGUGCGCUACAAGAGCGCCGAAGGACAGCGGUCGCAAGUGCGGGUGCCCCGACCUGAUUAUAUAUUAUGGAUUUUCAUUAGUUUGGGUUGCUGUCGUUAAGUCAUCUAUCGCCGUACCAUACAUAUCUCACUAUCGUUGCAUUGUAUUUGUAGUGCCGUGGUCCUCGUCGUUGUUCGCUAUGAGUGUCUAUUUGUAUAUAUCGAUGCUUCCUGGACGUUCAGCACAGCAAGCC